AUGUGGUCUGACGAGUCAGACCGGCCUCACAACUCGUAUUACGGGACCAGCCGCGAGGCAUCGUCCUCGUCCUCGACCUCGACCAUUCCCCCCCUCGCACAUUUGUCCUUCCUCCACUCAGCCGACACCCAGUCCCAGGCCGACGACAUGUCCGAUGACCAUGACAUGGACGACGGCGGUGCGCCCGUUCAUUACGGAGACAUCGCCAACAUCCUGACCCAAGGCAUGGACGUCGAUUACGACUCCGAACAUGACGACGACAUCAGUGUCUCUCACCCUGCGCUGGCAGGCCUCCCCUCCCCUCCCCCUCUGAUGAACGCAGUGCCUCACUACGGUACCUUCCAAGCCCAGUACGCGCUGCAGUAUCCGGCUUCCAUGCUGAAUACCCAUCCUGCUGCCGCCAUGCAACAACCACCACAACCUCCCCAGGGUCCGCCUGAAGAUGGCCACGAAGCGAACAACGAUAUCGCGCACCAUGUUCCUCUGCACCACACCCAGACAACGCACACAAACUUCAUGAACAACCCGAAUACGGUCGCACUCGGCCCUGAAAACUACAAUCUUGCCGAUUUCAUCCGUGUCUGGGCCUGGCAGAAUGGGGUAUGGCAGGGCGUCUCGCGGGAACGUGGGCGAUAUCCUUGGCUGGACAGGAUAAGUCCCCAAAUAUCCAAAGAUCUCUCACGAAUAGAAUACCAAGAUCUUGAAGGAGACAGCUGCGACGUCCAGGGAAUGAACUGGGAUGACUUGGGUGUUACAAGAAGCGAGGCUCGGGAACGGCGAUUACUCACGUAUAAGAACUAUGUCAACAUACCACGUUCUGACCGAUGGCAGGAGCACCACGACGCUCUGCCAUGCACCGAAAACUAUUUCAGGUUUCAACGCCUGAAUGUCCGGAAAAACGUGAACUUGACUCACUUCCAGCUUCGCAAUGUGCUAGCAUCGACCUCAAGAAGCCAGGUUUUCUACCCUGGUCAAAUGGCGGUUCACCAGUUUAAUCCUAUCUCCGGCAAGGGCAAAAUUGCCAUGAAGGCUCAAGAAACGCCACAUUUACAGGUGUCGACCCUCGCCGCAGAAUACGGUACGCUGGUAGCGGGCGGAUUCUUUGGCGAAUACUGCUUCCGUCGACUGGACUCGGAUGAAGAGGAUGGCAGCGGACAGGUCCAGGAGGGAACUAUCACAAACGACAAUAGCGGCAUCACGAAUCAUGUGCAGCUUCACUUGUCCAGGAAUUCGUCAAGUCCAAAGGCUGCCUUCGCAUCGAAUGACAAAGGCUUCCGCGUUCUUGAUGUCGAGACCGACAAAUUUAUCUCGGACAUGACCUUCCCACAACCCAUCAACUGCUCUGCCAUUUCCCCGGAUUGUCGGUUGCGGGUCAUGGUCGGUGAUCAGCAGCAGGUGUUCAUCACAAAAGCAGAGGCCGAUGGUCAACCUGAAAUACUACAGUGUCUCGAGGGCCACGAGGAUUUCGGUUUCGCUUGCGACUGGGCAGAUGAUGGCUGGACCGUUGCAACUGGCUUCCAGGACAAAUCCAUCAAAAUCUGGGACGCCCGCCGUUGGACCAAUAGCCGGGGAGUCGCCACCCCGGUCUGUACACUUCGAUCUGAAAUGGCUGGUGUUCGAGCACUGAAGUUCUCACCCGUCGGCUCUGGGAAGCGCGUGCUGGUGGCGGCAGAAGAAGCAGACUUUGUCAACAUCAUCGAUGCGCAGACCUUCCAGGCGAAGCAGACGUUUGACUUUUUUGGCGAGAUCGGCGGUGUCUCCUUCGUUAACGAGGGCCAGGACCUCCACGUUCUCUGCUGCGAUCGUGUCAGGGGCGGGCUCUUCCAGCUCCAACGAUGUGGAGUGGGCGCUGAGAGAAAUUACGACGUUGAUGAUCUGAGGCACAGGCCAUAUGACCGGUGGUGGAAGAACACCACUUACGAUUGGCACAAAUUCAAAACCACACCCAGGCAAAUAAAACGGCACUCUGACAGUCGAAGGAGGCGCCGUGCCCUGGCUCUAGAGCCCUUGACUCCUUUCUAA
This is a messenger RNA of Diaporthe citri, 2022 nucleotides long. RefSeq lists its product as uncharacterized. NCBI's taxonomy places the organism in Eukaryota, Fungi, Ascomycota, Sordariomycetes, Diaporthales, Diaporthaceae. The record is from RefSeq and is a predicted model, not a curated record. The transcript is spliced from 3 exons. Gene Ontology annotation, molecular function: protein binding. The coding region runs from base 1 to 2022 and encodes 673 amino acids.